AUGGUGGAAACAAAGUCGGAAAAGUCUGCACAUGGCGAUGAUAUGCAAGAGAAUGACAAUCAGGAAGAAGAUGAAGAAUACAUCACAGGAUUCAAGCUGUGGGCGAUUUUGAUUUCGGGAACUCUUGUCCAGUUCGUUAUGAUGCUCGAUCAAUCCAUCAUUGCUACGGCAGUUCCGUAUAUCACGGAUGAGUUUCACUCUCUUCUUGAUGUGGGUUGGUAUGGAAGCGCAUAUCAAUUGGCCAGUGCUGCUUUUCAACCUUUAACCGGCAAGCUGUACACAUACUUGCGUAUUAAGUGGACUUUCUUCGCCUUCUUCUUCGUUUUCGAGCUUGGAUCCCUGCUUUGUGCCAUUGCUCAAUCUUCCAAGAUGUUGAUUGUAGCACGCGCAAUUGCUGGUCUGGGUGGUUCGGGUCUGCUGAAUGGUGGUUUGACGAUGAUUUCCGCCUGUUUACCCAAGCAUAAACGUCCGGCAGCUAUGGGAAUGAUUAUUUCUAUCGGACAGUUGGGUCAAGCUCUGGGUCCUCUUAUUGGAGGUGCUUUUACGGAAAAGGUGACAUGGCGGUGGUGUUUCUAUAUCAACCUCCCUAUCGGCGGUGUCGUCCUCGCCCUCCUCGCUACGCUUGACAUACCCGACCGCAUCGCAAAACCUAACCUACAAACCCUUCUCCGCACCAUUGUCACAACACUCGAUAUUCUCGGCUUCCUGAUCUUUGCCCCCGCCGCAAUCAUGUUCUUCCUCGCGCUUCAGUAUGGUGGGAAUCAAUAUCCAUGGGGUAGCUCCACAGUGAUUGGCCUACUCAUUGGCGCGGAAGUAACAUUUCUUGUGUUGCUGAGCUGGGAGUACUAUCGCGGUGACGAUGCCAUGAUUCCAAUUUCAAUGUUGAGGAAGCGGAUUAUCUGGUCGAGCUGUCUGACGAUGUUUUUCAUAACGGGGGUUUUGACGUAUGGCGCAUACUAUCUACCGAUUUAUUUUCAGGCGGUCCAGGGAGCAUCACCGAUCAUGAGUGGUGUUUAUUACCUGCCUGAUAUUCUGCUGCAGAUCACCAUGCCUAUGUUGUCGGGAAUUAUGGGCAAGUGCCCCCCCCCCCCCCUAAUUCAUGAUCAUUGGGUUGGAGGAACGGCAUUAGCCAGUAUUGGGUAUGGACUGCUCACAAUGCUCACACCAACAUACAAAACUGCAAACCGUGUUGGAUUCCAGAUAUUGGCUGGUGCGGGCCUGGGUAGUGCUGCGGCGAUGCCCUUCGUCGCGGUCCAAAAUCUGAUUCCGCAUGCCCAAAUCUCUGUUGCCAUGGCAAUCCUCGUAUUUUCCUUGAACUUCGGUGGGGCCACCUUCCUCACCUUCGCCGAAACAGAUUUCAGCCAAAGUCUGCCCGUUGCAAUCGCACACUACGCACCAGGGGUAGAUGCAAGCGCCAUUAUCGCUGCUGGUGCGACGGGCUUUCGGGGUCUAGUUUCUGCAGAUCAGUCGGUCGGUGUCUUGAAGGCGUAUAGCGAGAGUGUUGACCAUGUGUUUUAUUUGGUUUGUGCGUCUGCAGGGACGGCAUUCUGUUUUGCUUGGGGAAUGGGGUGGCAGGAUAUUAAAAGACAUAGCGUCAAGGAGCAGGAUCCGGCAAUGCCUUAG
Molecule: messenger RNA, 1623 nt
Organism: Penicillium expansum
Lineage: Eukaryota; Fungi; Ascomycota; Eurotiomycetes; Eurotiales; Aspergillaceae
Product: Major facilitator superfamily domain, general substrate transporter
Exons: 8
Coding region: 1-1623 (540 amino acids)
Biological process (GO): transmembrane transport
Molecular function (GO): transmembrane transporter activity
Source: RefSeq, a predicted model, not a curated record